AUGACUGCCAUCCCUCCCGUUAUCAAUGUAAGCCCCACUAUGCCUACACGGAAUCCCCAUACCGGCAGCUAAAACACCCCCGGCCCGCGCCUUGCUGAUCGCGCAACUUCAUUGUUCGCACGGUUCAUGCCAUCUCGUCCACACAGCUCUCAGGUCGGAUAGGCCACCUCACCGAAGCGCAGACGACGGCCUUGGAUGAAUUCAAGCAACGUCUACAGGAUGGGGGCUACUAUACCCCGGCUGAAGACGGGAAGGAUGCAUCGCAUGCUGAGGCGACGAUCGUGUGAGUCGUCGUCCUUCGGUGACCCGGUUAUGGAUCGGCGCGAGUUGGGUGACGUGUCAACUUGGGCCCGGAGCCCUUUGCGAAUUCCCCAUGAGGUGAAGCUGGACGGGCUAUACGAUCUUGACGACGAACCCAAGAGCUUGGUUUGAAGGAAUCGAAGCAUCGCGGCCACCAAACCUUCUACUUGAAUACCCGAGAAGCUGACCCCGUAUCGCUUCCGUCCGCUCUCCGACCCUGGCACCUUGCCUUCCACCGCCAUCUAACAGCCGCUUCCUCCGAGCGCGCAAGUUCCAAAUCGACGGAGCUUAUGACCAAUUCGUUGCAUCCGAGAAAUGGCGCAAAAGCGACAAGGUCGACGACCUGUACAGAAACUUCAACGUCGACGAGUUCAGGAUCGGCCAGCUCGUCUAUUCGCAGUGGACCGGUACGUCCGAAAUCUUUGGCGCCGAGUCAAGAAUGUAGCAUCUUUGAGGUCCUUAUGGCUGACCAAUUGUACUUUCGAGCUCUACAGGCCGAAGAACGAUUGCGGGUCAACCCCUGCUGAUGUACAGGCUCAGUGAGUUAUCGAAAGAGCGCAUCAACGAGUACUCCAAAAAAGCCGAUCGUGCCGCACCGAGAUUGAUCGCUUUGUCCGAGGUACGUCACUUUCCCCAUUCACCAAACCUGGUCUUCAGCACUGACUGUGUUUGCGAGUUUCUUGAUUCCUAUGAUGCGUAAACAGACUUUAACCGAGUUCGUGGUACCUUUCUGCAAUGCGCUUCCCCGAGAACAUCUCGAAGUCCCUGUCGAUUCCGUCACAUCGAGUCGGUCAAGCCUUUUGCUGCUCAACAACCACUCUCAAUCCUCGUUCCAGUCUUGCUCAUCCAGCCUCACACCUUGCUCCUACAUAUCCCGCCCUACAGUCAUUGACAUCUCGAAUGUCUCACUCUCAAAAUUUUGGUCCUUGCGCAACCACAUGCAAAUGGCUACCAAGAUGCAGACGGCCAACUACCCCGAGAUGCUCGGGCACAUGUACCUCGUCGGCGCACCGGGGUUCUUCGCCACCGUUUGGGGUUGGAUCCAGAAAGGCUUCGAUCAGGGAACUGUGGAGAAGGUGAGGUAACUCACUCUGGUGAACGCUGCAUCUGCGCUCGUGGGAUGCCUGCUCAAUGAGUCCAUCCUUCCUUCCGACAUCCGAUAUUGAUUGACAGAUGCACGUCCUCACCGAAGCUGAAGUCUUCCCCACUUUAUCACGUUACAUCCUCCCCGAGAACAUCCCCAAACGUUAUGGCGGUACCUUGGAUUUCGAAUACGACGAUAGACCUAAUCUCGACGCCGAGGCGAUAGCUCUCCUGGAACUUAAGGAUGGGGAGAAACUGCCGAGGGCUCCGUUGAGGUACAGGAAGAAGGAGGGGUUGACCAUCUUGGGCACGGGUAGGCCGGCCGGUGAAGCUGAGGGGAUGAACGGUCGAGGAGCUGGGAAGGGGGCCAAGUAUGUGGCAGCAGAGGAGGAGAAGGACGAGGAGAAGGGCGCUGUGGAGAAGUUGGAGGCGAAUGGCGUGAAGGAGAAUGGCUCUGCCGCCCCUCCAGCACUUGAGGCGGCGAAGGAGGUGCCAGGGGCUCCCAUCAAGGACUUGGCUGCGACGCUGGAGGGCACGGCGUUGUAA
This is a messenger RNA of Microbotryum saponariae, 1929 nucleotides long. Lineage: Eukaryota; Fungi; Basidiomycota; Microbotryomycetes; Microbotryales; Microbotryaceae. The record is from the annotation of a GenBank genome assembly.